Molecule: messenger RNA, 959 nt
Organism: Papilio xuthus (Asian swallowtail)
Lineage: Eukaryota; Metazoa; Arthropoda; Insecta; Lepidoptera; Papilionidae
Product: glucose 1-dehydrogenase 3
Exons: 1
Coding region: 37-831 (264 amino acids)
Molecular function (GO): oxidoreductase activity
Source: RefSeq, a predicted model, not a curated record
AACAUGAUAUCGGACUCGCUCUAGCGGACCUGUUUUAUGUCAGUUCACAUUGAGAAUUCAAGUGCGAUGGACUUCAAUAACAAAGUAGUUAUUAUAACCGGUGCUAGUUCCGGCAUCGGAGCAGCCACCGCUAUCGAGUUUGCGAAACAAUCAGCAAAAGUUGUACUCGUGGGAAGAAACGAAGAAGCCUUGAAUUAUAAUGCAAGCAAAUGUGAAGACGCCAAAGGAAUAAAACCAUUAAUAAUCAAAGCUGAACUAACUAACGAUGAAGAUGUAAAGAGAGUAAUAUCAACGACUAUAGAACAAUUUGGAAGGAUAGAUGUUUUAAUUAACAACGCAGGUGUUGGAAUAAGUGGCAGUAUAAGAGAUGGAAUAGAGCUAUUAGACCGUGCUAUUUCAACAAAUGUACGUCCUGCAUAUUUAUUGACUAGCCUUGCAACACCAUAUCUUGUACAAUCUAAAGGAAAUAUUAUCAAUGUUUCCAGUAUAGCGGCAUUGAAACCAAUUAAGAAUGUAGAAUUCUUACCGUAUUGCAUGUCCAAGGCAGCAUUAGAUCAGUUCACGAGAUGUCUUGCUUUGGAACUUGGAAAAGAUGGUGUUCGUGUGAAUUCGGUCAAUCCUGGCGCUACAAAGACUAAUUUCAUGGCCGCUUGUGGUUAUAGUAAAGACCAAAUUGAUGAAAUAUUUAAAGUUCGCGAACAGAGUGUUCCACUUCUUAAAAUGGUUAAAAGUGAAGAUGUCGCUGAUCUUAUAAUAUUUUUAGCUAGUGAUCGCGCGUCAUGCAUAACGGGUUCAACAUAUGUUAUUGACAGUGGUGAAACGUUAAUGUAAUUACAUAAUAUUUGAUAACCUCUUGCUAUCGAAUAUUUUGGUUAAUAAAGGUGACAAUGUAUACACGAAUCAUAUAACUUACGAAAAUAUAAAAGAAAUGAAUUGAUUAUACCAUUAUUUCUAAAACG